Corvus hawaiiensis (hawaiian crow) is the source of this 417-nucleotide messenger RNA. RefSeq names its product gallinacin-13-like. Lineage: Eukaryota; Metazoa; Chordata; Aves; Passeriformes; Corvidae. The transcript is spliced from 2 exons. Gene Ontology annotation, molecular function: CCR6 chemokine receptor binding. Gene Ontology annotation, biological process: defense response to Gram-negative bacterium; innate immune response in mucosa; defense response to Gram-positive bacterium. The record is from RefSeq and is a predicted model, not a curated record. Gene Ontology annotation, cellular component: extracellular region. The coding region runs from base 82 to 264 and encodes 60 amino acids.
AAAUCCAGGAUUUCCCCUCUUCUUCCUCUCUUUAGGGCCCUUCACUCCUCCUCGGGGUGGAACCUCCACCCACGCCGAGCCAUGCGGGUUCUCCAGCUGCUCUUUGCAGUCGUUGUCAUUCUCCUCCUCCAGGGCAUUCCGGCCAGAGGCCUUUCAGACAGCCAGCAGUGCAGAAGCAACCGCGGCCACUGCCGGAGGCUCUGCUUCCACGUGGAGCGCUGGGAAGGGAGCUGCAGCAAUGGCCGCCUGCGCUGCUGCCGGUGACAGUGGCCACUCCAGGGCAGUGUGACAGUCCCAGCACAGCGACCAGUGACCCUGCAGCCAGAACUGUACAUAGGACCUGUCCUCGGACACCUCCGUGCCUCCACUUGUAGCUCGGUUUGUCUGUCACCAAUAAACCUGUUGGCUUUCUAUGUC